AUGGCCGACUCGUGCCCUCAGCCGUUGCUCCCGGCAUUUGCCAUACGAGACUUGAACGGUGCUGAGACGCCUCCAGCCGUCGUCCAGAUCACAGCCCAUCAGUACGAUUCCACCGUCCAGACCGAGCCUGAUGUCGUUCUCUCCUACAUGGACGAUGAUGAUGGCGAGCUCAUCACAGUCGGAAGUUCGUUCGAGCUGGAACAACGUCUCGAUGAACCUGCCCGACAUUCAACCAUGCCCAUCCCCAUGCCACUGAAGACCAGCCCGGAUGCCGAAGAUAGCAUGAUGCAUAUCUUUGAUAUUCAGCACAACGGCAAGAGCUUGACUACGUGGAAGAACUACGAGGCAUACACGAGCAAGAAGAUGACCAGUGGUGGUCCGCCUGCAACUGCUGGGAAAGUCAACCAAUAUGAGUCGACCUCACCCCAAUCUCAGUCCGCCCCCAAAGCAUCCGCACACGAAGCCAGCAUGGGCCAGGUCAUUGUCAAGCCAGAUCAAUCGACGAAAGAUUCUCUCUUGAGCAACCUGAACGCACCUCCAGCAAUGUCGGAGCAUGCCACCAGUGGUGCCACCCCAACUGCACCGAAGUCAGGCCGGUCCUCGGACAAAGGCUCAAGCUGGUCCGACAACCAACUGUUCGAACUCUUCGAUAACUUGGGCUUGAGUCUCGCCCCCAUAGCAAACAUGCUCGACACAGCCGCCGUUGGUCUGCGGCAGGUCGCCGACAAGACGGCCAAGGCAGAACCUGUCCCGGUGGAGGAUCUCCUGAGCGGGUUGAAAGCGAUCAUAGCAGAUGUUGGUGAACUUGGGCGCGAAGUUUUGGCCACACUUGAUCUUGGGCUCGAUCACUACAAGGCCAACAGAGAAAACGACAAGAUUGAAACAUCUGUCUCCAAGCCCGUAGCGCAACCAUCACCCUUCGUACCAAGCCAUGUCUCUGGCAAGGCUGAAGCACCACUCAAGGCCGAGGCUAGCGCGAAGAAAGUCUACUUCAUCGACACAACUCCUUUUUCGGCAGAGCAGAAGGCAGACUCAGUCAAUGCGCCAGCUCCUCCGGCUCGAAGAUGCUCCGGCUCGAAGAUCUCGUUCCAUCUCCCUGGCACUCAGAAGCCGAUGUUGUCCGAGCGAUCACAGCACAACCCUCUGCACUCAGUCGGGUCGUAUUUAACCGAGACUGAGGCACUGCGUCCCUCAAAUACGAAAGCGUCGAUCCUCGAUUUGGAACCGUCCGAACCUGACUUCUCUGCUAGAUACCCUCCAUUGCUGUCGCUCCGAAAAGCAAAGAGUGUUGGAGGGUUGCAUAAUAAGUCUCAGGUCCCUUCUUCCCUCAAUCACACUGGUAUGAACGCGGCUUCGGCUUCCACCCGUUAUCCUACUAUCGGACAGUUUGAGCAACAGACCCGCUUGAAGCCGGUAGCCACUUUCGAUGAGAAGCAGGACAGUAGGUACAACGCCGCUGUCGGUGUGACAUCACCUGGAGAUGUGCCCAAGUCCAGAAAGACCGAGGUUUACAAGAAGCCUUCGGUGGAGGACGAUCUCGUCUUAGAACAAGCAGGAAAGAAGAGCAAAGGAGCCAUGCCAGACAUCAAGAACAACACCGCAUUGCCACCGACGUCUGUCCCAGGAGCCUGGCCGGAGCACAAGGCAGAAGAACUGCAUCCUGUCGGUGCCGCGACCACCCAAUCCUACUUGGACUCAAUCAUUAGUGUUGCUCCUAAUAUUUCGGCUGCAUCCACUCGCGCCGAGAUAUCAGAAGGUCUUUCGCAGCGCGCCUAUGGUCCUAUCAGCGACAUGUACCACCGUGCAGAAACAGCUUCUCUUCCACGCAGAUACCAUACUGUGGGCGGCACCAAUCCUGCUGCAAGACUCAACGGACCAUUUGACCCACUGGUGCCACUCAUUUCCCAUCACUCUGACCGCCCUGCCGGAGGACGAUCUGCUGCCUACACUCCUACCUGGAUGACUUCGAAUGACUACCCAGCUCUUGACAAGAGACGUCCGACCCAUUCCACAUUGACCGCAGAAGAUCGUCGACCCAAUGGCCAGCCCGAGGAUUUCACAUAUCCCUACGCACCUGGUAAUGGCGACUGGUCUUGCUCUCCACCAAUCUCUGCCGCACGUCAUGCUGAUGCUCUUUCUAGAGCCCAGAGCACAAGUGCCCGUUACCGACACGUGGCUGGACAUUCUCCCCAAUUCAGUCGCCUGCGAGCCCGCCAUGCAGAUUUCUUCCGACCCAGUUUCGACGGCUUGACCACGAAACCAUCUGUGGUUCGCCCAAGCAGCGACUCCACGACUGUUGGCCUUGCCCCACCGGUUCCGACCCAGACUCGUCUCUCGUCAUUGACAAUUCCCAUCGAUACUCAAGUCCGCUACAAAGACUCCAGUCCCGAAGCUGGACGCCCGGCACUCUCAACCACCUCGUCCCGUAUGGCACGUCCAAGUCUGACUCUGUCACCAAUCAUUACUCCGACCCCGUACACCCGACCAAGAGGUCGAUCUGGCGCCUCCGCACCUGCCCCGACCUCUACCGCCUUGGUUGACUUAUGUGUCAAAAAUCUCAAAGCAAUGGGCUACGGCGUCGAGGACUGCAACGAGAUGUCACGACUGACCAUCUAUGCCAGUGCCGCAGCGGGUGAUAUCGCCACUGCCAUCGAGAUGAUCGAGGAGGACCGUGAAGCUGCCAAGGAACUCACUGAACGUUGA
Molecule: messenger RNA, 2703 nt
Organism: Capronia coronata CBS 617.96
Lineage: Eukaryota; Fungi; Ascomycota; Eurotiomycetes; Chaetothyriales; Herpotrichiellaceae
Exons: 1
Coding region: 1-2703 (900 amino acids)
Source: RefSeq, a predicted model, not a curated record